UUCUUAGGCCAUAUCUUUUGCGUAGAAUGAAGUCUGAUGUUGAGCUAAUGUUGCCACGGAAAAAAGAGAUCAUUGUAUAUGCUAACAUGACUGAGCAUCAGAAGAGCUUGCAGGAACAUUUAAUUAAUGAGACACUAGGGAAAUAUUUGAAUGACAAACUUUCAAUUGGACGCUCUGUGACAAAGCUCAAUAAUUUGGUUCUUCAACUUAGGAAAGUCUGUAACCAUCCUGACCUCCUAGAAUCGGCUUUUGAUCGUUCAUAUUUUUAUCCUCCUGUGAAUGAGAUCAUUGAACAAUGUGGAAAAUUCCAUUUGCUCAACCGAUUGUUGGAACGGCUAUUUGCACGAAAUCACAAAGUUCUGAUCUUCAGUCAGUGGACUAGAGUGUUGGAUAUAAUGGAUUAUUAUUUCAGUGAAAAAGGCUUCGAAGUUUGCAGGAUUGAUGGUUCAGUGAAACUGGAGGAUAGGAAACGGCAGAUCCAGGACUUCAAUGAUACAAACAGCAAUUGCCGAAUCUUCCUUCUUUCUACUAGGGCUGGUGGAUUGGGAAUUAACCUCACUGCAGCUGACACUUGCAUUCUUUAUGACAGUGAUUGGAAUCCUCAAAUGGAUUUACAGGCCAUGGAUAGAUGUCAUAGAAUCGGUCAAACAAAGCAUGUUCAUGUUUACAGGCUCGCAACUGCUCAAUCAGUAGAGGGUCGAAUGUUAAAAAGAGCUUUCAACAAGUUGAAGCUUGAGCAUGUGGUGAUAGAGAAAGGACAGUUUCAUCAAGAGCGUACAAAGCCUGCCAUUGUGGAUGAGAUGGAGGUUUGUAUGGUAGCAGUAGCAUGCUAACGAUUUCUAAAUUUUUCUGU
Molecule: messenger RNA, 853 nt
Organism: Cicer arietinum (chickpea)
Lineage: Eukaryota; Viridiplantae; Streptophyta; Magnoliopsida; Fabales; Fabaceae
Product: ATP-dependent DNA helicase DDM1-like
Molecular function (GO): ATP binding
Source: RefSeq, a predicted model, not a curated record